This is a messenger RNA of Papilio polytes (common Mormon), 1223 nucleotides long. It is a transcript of the gene Dpck, whose product is annotated as dephospho-CoA kinase. The transcript has 4 exons. Gene Ontology annotation, biological process: coenzyme A biosynthetic process. Bases 100 to 798 code for a protein of 232 amino acids. The record is from RefSeq and is a predicted model, not a curated record. Gene Ontology annotation, molecular function: dephospho-CoA kinase activity; ATP binding. Lineage: Eukaryota; Metazoa; Arthropoda; Insecta; Lepidoptera; Papilionidae.
CUGUCAAAUCUUGAUAUGCAAGGCGAAGUUACAGUAUUUUGAUAAAUUUAUGUUUUAAGUAUACUUUUUAGUACCUGAAAUACAGUUAUUACUGCGAGUAUGUUUAUUGUCGGGCUCACCGGAGGAUUGGCGACGGGAAAAAGUACAGUGCUAUCAAUAUUUCGUGAUAACCAUAUAGCAGUAAUUGACGCCGAUGAAGUUGCUAGAAACGUAUUAGAACCGGGAACGAAGGCAUGGAAAGAAUUAAGACAUUAUUUUGGCGAUGAAGUCUUACACCCCGACGGUAAAGUGAACAGAGUCAGACUAGGCGAGAUAGUAUUUGACAAUAUAGAGAAGAGGCGGCAACUCAAUGCAAUAACACACCCUAGAAUACAGAAAGCUAUGAUGAGUAUGGCCAUGAUGUAUUUCUUUUCUGGUCAUAAAUACAUUGUAAUGGAAGUUCCAUUACUGUUUGAAACUGGAAAAAUGUUGACAUUUAUGCAUAAAAUAAUCACAGUGAUCUGUGAAGAUCAUCAACAACUUGAAAGAUUAUGCAAACGUAAUAAUUUCUCAGAGGUGGUAGCAAGAAAGAGGAUAAGCUGCCAGAUGCCACUUGAACAGAAGAUGGCAAGAUCUCACUUUGUUAUUGAUAACUCCGGUAACAUUGAAAAUACAGUGAAACAAACUGUAUCUAUAAUUAAAGUAUUGCAAAGAUCGAAAUUCACUUGGUAUUUCCGAGUUAUUCUUCUAAUUGGUUUUCUAUCAGUGGCAUUUGGUGUAGGGCAUAUAAUAAGUAAUUUAAUUAAUAAGGAAACAUAAGUACUAAUGUAUUGUAAUUGCAUUUUGUACCAGUAAUCUCAUUAGACUUAAUGCAUUUAAUUUAUACCAUAUGAAAAAUGUAAAAACAUAUAAUAAUAUUAUUUCUUUGUUAAAAAAUUAUGGGAUAACCAAUUAUGUGCUUAACCAGUGAGUUAAUCUUGAUUAUAUCUUAUAUUAUGGUAGCUUAUUAUUAUUAGUUAAGGCACAGCUAAAUUUAAAUAUACCUUUUCAAACAAAUAUAUACUCUUCUUAUUCUUAGUCAAAACAUAGAUGUAAAAAGUAGUCAACUUUAGGUUAUAAUCUUACAAUGCCAGGUAUUGCCAUAAUAUUCACUUAAUUCUUUGUGUUUUCUUUUCCAUAUGUUUGUUAAAUUAUUUUCAAUUAAUACUGUGCCCUUUUCUGAUUGUUUUUUUUUAUUGUUGUAG